This is a messenger RNA of Drosophila montana, 777 nucleotides long. It is a transcript of the gene E(spl)m7-HLH, whose product is annotated as Enhancer of split m7, helix-loop-helix. The transcript has a single exon. NCBI's taxonomy places the organism in Eukaryota, Metazoa, Arthropoda, Insecta, Diptera, Drosophilidae. The record is from RefSeq and is a predicted model, not a curated record. Gene Ontology annotation, biological process: regulation of neurogenesis; regulation of transcription by RNA polymerase II; anterior/posterior pattern specification. The coding region runs from base 70 to 657 and encodes 195 amino acids. Gene Ontology annotation, cellular component: nucleus. Gene Ontology annotation, molecular function: RNA polymerase II cis-regulatory region sequence-specific DNA binding; DNA-binding transcription factor activity, RNA polymerase II-specific; protein dimerization activity.
GUCGUGAAGUACACACGCAUCCAAGUAACCAGUACAAGUACAUCUCUUCUUACAUCACAAACAACAACCAUGGCCACCAAAUACGAGUUAUCAAAGACCUAUCAGUACCGCAAAGUGAUGAAGCCGCUACUGGAGCGCAAGCGUCGCGCACGCAUCAACAAGUGCCUGGAUGAUCUUAAGGAUCUGAUGGCCGAGUGCGUGGCACAAACUAGCGAAGCAAAAUUCGAGAAGGCCGACAUCUUGGAGGUGACCGUGCAAUACUUGCGCAAGCUGAAGCAAACCAAGUCCGCCAAUGCCAGUGCAUCCGCAACGGAGCAUAGUUUUCGCGCCGGCUACAUUCGUGCCGCCAAUGAAGUUUCCCGUGCGUUGGCUGCACUACCCAAAAUAGAUGUCGCCUUUGGCACCACACUGAUGACACAUCUCGGCAUGCGUUUGAAUCAGCUGGAACAGCCCGUGGAGCAGCCAAUGGCACUGCAUGCACCCCUGAGCAUCAACUGCGGCUCUGCCCACUCCAGCAGCAGCAGCCGCGACGCCUACAGUCCCGUCUCCAGCGGCUAUGCCAGUGACAGUGAUUUUAGCUCCGGCUCAUCCACGCCCAUCGCCGCUCAAUCUUUGCUGCAGAUCAGCAACACCGACAGCGUCUGGCGUCCGUGGUAAUUGAUGGCGCCGGGCAGUCGUCGGGACACGCAAGCAAUUCAACUGUAGCUUUACAAUGCUUUACAAUGAUCUUCAUUUUGUCUCCAAUUAAGUGUUACGCAGUUUUGUAAGUUAGGUCUG